Molecule: messenger RNA, 2406 nt
Organism: Fukomys damarensis (Damara mole-rat)
Lineage: Eukaryota; Metazoa; Chordata; Mammalia; Rodentia; Bathyergidae
Gene: Dnaaf2
Product: dynein axonemal assembly factor 2
Exons: 5
Coding region: 203-2005 (600 amino acids)
Cellular component (GO): cytoplasm
Source: RefSeq, a predicted model, not a curated record
CACCCGGUUGCUGCCCCUCCUCCCGGUGGGUGGCGUUCCUAUGGCAACAAGCACGCGCAGUCCGGGCUCACCCUGCCAGCCGUUACCGACUUAACUCCAGGCCGGUCACUUGCCACGAACAGGAGACACCGCGGUGCGUCCUACCUACCCCCAAGCUUCGGCUCUUCAUCCUUAGGGCGAGAACAAGGAAUCGCCGAACAACAUGGCCACAGCAGAGGGUUCCUCGUCGCUGGAGGACUUGGACCUGAGCAGAGAGGAGGCCCAGCGUCUCACCUCCGCUUUCCGGGACCCCGACUUUCGGCGCAUGUUCUCCGAGUACGCGCAGGAGAUCACGGACCCGGAGAACCGGCGGCGAUACGAGGCGGAGAUCACCGCGCUGGAGCGAGAGCGCGGGGUGGAGGUGCGGUUCGUGCACCCGGAGCCCGGCUACGUGCUGCGCACCAGCCUGGACGGGGUUCGGGGCUGCUACGUGAACACGGCUCCGCAGCCUGCGCCCACAGAGCCUCGCUGCAGCGUGGUGCAGCGCCACCACGUGGACCUGCAGGAUUACCGCUGCUCCCGGGACUCGGCGCCCAGCCCCGUACCGCACGAGUUGGUGGUCACCAUCGAGCUGCCUCUGCUGAGCUCGGCGGAGCAGGCAGCGCUGGAGGUGUCGGGAAAGCUGCUGUGCCUCGACUCCAGCAAACCCGACUACCGGCUGCGGCUCUCGCUCCCGUACCCGGUAGACGACAGCCGCGGCAAGGCGCAGUUCAACAAAGCGCGGCGGCAGCUAGUGGGCGCGCCCGGAAGUGACUUGAGGAGCUCGGCUCCUGGAGCCGGGGAAGAGCUGGUCCCAGAUUCUGUGGAGCUGGGCGUGGGUGCGUCCUCUUGCUCGCCCCAGGGUGGGCAGAAGGAGCAGCCUUAUCUAGGGAGCUCCUCUGAGGACUCAGGGGGAGGCUCCCCUUGUGCUUCAUCCCGGGGCGCUGGUUGGGAGUCUCCGGCAGGAAGCGAAGGCGCGGGCGGCCCGCAGUCCGACCGAGCCAUGGCAGGCCCGGCGACCGCGAGCGGGGAACCUUCGUGCCCUCCUCUGCGAUGCAGUCAGGACGAAGACUCCCUGACGCUGCUAGUUCAAGUGCCGGGGGUUCAGCCACAAAGCCUUCAAGGAGAUCUGAACCCCCUCCGGUACAAAUUGAACUUCUCCACUCAAGACUUAGCGUAUUCCUUCCACUUGGAGUUUGCUCCAGAGAAUAAGUUGAGUACCAAAGAACCCGAGAUUAAUGUUUCUUCAGACAAUGCAGUGGUACUGCUGGCCAAAGCUCCAGGGAGCCGUGGACAUUGGCGAGAGUGGUUCUGUGGUUUAAACAGCGAUUCUUUGGAGGAAAGGUUAUUUGUCAGUGAAGAAAAUGUUAGUGAGUUUCUUGAAGAGGUCCUGAAUCCUCCAUUCAAACAGAAAGUGCCCCCAGCCCCACCAGUAAUUGAAGUUCUUCAGGUUACUGAUGAGAAGAUUCAAAUUCAUGCCAAGUUACAAAAAUGUAGUAAUCCUGAUCAGCUUCAAGGAAAGGAAAAAAGAAUCAAUGAAGGAUGUCCUCAAACUGAAAAUGAAAAUAUAGAACAUCUUCCCAUCUCUGCAAUUGAUUCUGAUUCGUCUAUAGCAGUUAAAGCACGAGAUAUAGAUAUUUGUGGUUCAGUUGCAGGCUUUCAGCAAGAGCCACUUGAUGUUUCUCCAGCGCAGCUAGGAAAACCUCAGCCACCUGAGGCAAAAAUGGAACCUCAAUUUGUAAAAGAAAAAAGUGCUACUUAUUCACAUGAGGAAGAUAAUUUAAAGGAACGCGUCAUAACUGAAGGAAAACAGUUUGAUGGAGGUCACCAAUCUUCAUCACUGAGCAAAACUGUAAUUCACAAUACAACUGAUUUUGAUAGCCUAAAAGAAAUCAAUACGCAGGAUGGUAGUGUGCAAAUUAUUAAAGAUCAUGUGACUCAUUGUGCAUUCAGUUUUCAGAAUUCUUUGCUGUAUGAUUUGGACUAAUUCAAUGAAAUUUUGGAAUUUGAAUGUUAAAAGUAAAAAAUUGGGGGACCUAAAAUAGUUUACCUAUUAAAAGUAAAGAUAUUCAACAAAAUAUAAAUUAAAAUUUGCAAUUUUAAUUCCAGUGGGUAAACGAGCUAUUUUUCUUUAGAAUUUAAAGUUUCCUUAAUUAAUGUAAGUUUUAUGAUUACUCUGAGGUUUUUUUCUAAUGGAGAGUAAAUACAACCUGUAUUGACUUCUGAUGUUGAUUUUUGUUUUCAUCAUUAAAGUUUCAAAAUAAAUAUUCACUAAGUUGUGUUUCUCACAAACUAGUUCUCAAGAUUGGAAGUAUCUGGAAAUAUGCAGGAGUGGAAUUUCAGAACUAGUUUCUGAGUAUGAUAUAUUUGUGCUUAAGACAGCUUGUU